Messenger RNA from Suillus clintonianus, 6149 nucleotides. RefSeq names its product SEN1 N terminal-domain-containing protein. Bases 206 to 5872 code for a protein of 1888 amino acids. The record is from RefSeq and is a predicted model, not a curated record. Gene Ontology annotation, cellular component: nuclear body. NCBI's taxonomy places the organism in Eukaryota, Fungi, Basidiomycota, Agaricomycetes, Boletales, Suillaceae. The transcript has 12 exons. Gene Ontology annotation, molecular function: transcription termination site sequence-specific DNA binding; helicase activity. Gene Ontology annotation, biological process: termination of RNA polymerase II transcription.
CUCCCGCAGUUCUACAUCCUGCUCCAAGAGCUCGUUAAGACGUUCUACAUCGCCAGAAUCCAUAUCUUGUAGCGAUGAGGCCCGCAAAGUUAUUGUACUGAGAAGACCUUCAAGCGAGAUGGCUCUUUAAGCCACUGUGAAUAGCGCUCGUGACUGCUUUUGGUCACUUGCUCUCCUUCAUCCACCACCAACCUGAACCCCGUUCAUGACCUCCGAUGCUGAACUCACCAAAGUCAAGACACUACUUACUUCAGUUCGUGACGCGCCGGUGAAUACGGCGGACGGAGCAGAUGAUGUUCUUCAACCGAUAUAUUUAUAUUUGAUGAAAAUUCCACCAUCCGCAUCCGAUCAUACCUACCAUUGGUUCUGCAGUCGCGCUAACCAGCUCACCAUUGGCGCUGCUACAUUUUUACUAAGGCUCUUUGCAUACGACAGCCCUUUAGUGGAUGAUUGGAAAAAAAGGUUGAAGUCUUGUCUCUCAGGAUGUUGUCAGUGCAUUAAAGGGUUGGGGGAAGUGAAGGCUAGCUCUCGGACAACUUAUUUUGGCGCAUUCUCUGACGAUGUGAUCAGAGCAUUCUAUAGCAAUUUCGAUGACUGGGAACUAUCCGUGGUCAUAGAGGCCCUCGUACGUUCUGGAAUAGACUUGUCCAGCUCUAGAUUGGCUUCCCCGACACCUCAAAAAGUGCCACAACCUUUGUUAUACCACAUGGUCUCAAAUAUGCGCGUCUUUCGCGACCCCCGGGUCUUCUCCUUGAUUCGUGCAUGCCCACCCAUCUCAUCCUGGCCAUCGGAUCCGCCUCCCCCUGGCCUGUUUGUACUCGUAAUGGAUGAAUCCUCUGCUGUCAGACAGUGGGCGAAGGCGCAAAUCGUCAAAAGUACCCAGGUCCCAAUGUUAGAACACCAGUUUGUUGCGGGACACGAAUUGGCGCUGCAGGCGGUUAUCAAGGCUUUGACGCUGUCUCGUGAAGGCGAAGGGGUGACGACGGACAGUGCCUUACCGUACUCGUUCUCCUCCGACUCCCCCGAACUUUGGGCUGGAUUUAGCCAAAUCCUACGUCAUCUCCCGACAGAGGUCCUCGUGAAAUCAUCUGAAGGAAUGGGAUAUCGUAGAAUCGUAACGGGUCAUCUACACGACAUUGGGCGACAGUUUUCUGACAUCUUAAGGUGUCUACUCUUCUUGCUCAAGCGUUUAGGCAAUCAGUUAUGGCAAGGCGAGGGCCCAGAGUAUCCCCAAGUCGUUUUUGAUGCAAUCAAGGACAAUCCUUCCUUCUGCGAUAUGCUGCAGGGCCUCAAGUCGACAGACGAGAAACCAUGGUUCUUGUCAUGGUUCGGGGAGUAUCUUGCAACAAUACCCGAACCUGCCAUGUAUGGGGACAUUCUAGCAAGAAUCGUGGAUUUUCUAUGUGAGGAAUUACAGCACGAGCGUUUUCAGGAAGCACGUCCAGCGGUCAUGUAUUCAGCUGUCCGAUUACUAACCGCCCAGGUGCGGAAGAGUCAGUCGGAAGAGGCAUCGCCACGUCGCAUAGCAAUUUCAAGCGUACUCGACAUUCAUGCCGAGAUCUUCAUUUCGGUGGCUUUUGGUCGCUCUUACGCAAAUUCGCAGUGGAAAGAAGCUCGCAGCACUGCUCGUGAGCUCAUCACGAGUUCUUUGACUCAGGACGCCAAUGAAAUUGUCAAAUCUAUCACAACCUCCUGCGAGUUCUUGGCAGGACGCACAAAGGUGUUCCCCAUCUGUGUUAUCAGAGAACAAAUGUGGAAGAAGACGUAUGAAUCUCUACAGACAAAUGACGCAGAUGGCGCUGUCGCCAUCAUUGCUAUUGUUGCCCAGUUCUCUCACAUUGACUUCUUGAACAAAGUGGCAUACAAACCUGUUCUUUCGAGCCCGAAUGCCCAGGCAUUUGAUUCUAUCAAUCGAUUCCUCACUAAUUCACGAAGCGGAUUUCUUGAUGUAGUAUCCAAGUUGGCGAACUACAACCAGAGGUCAUUCGUUCUUGAUGUCCUGCGUCGGCCUGGGGUCGCACGUGAUGUUAUGGUCCUCAUGCUAUCUCCCAUUGAAGACCUCCAAGGCGCUGCGAAGACGCUUGUUGGUCAGGCAUUUGAUGUCGACAUUCGGGUCGAUUGCUUUCGUGCUCUUCUCUCCAAUCUCCCAGACUCUUCAUUUGAAGGCAUUUUCAGCUUCCUGGAGCGAUACGUUCACUAUGCGCCAAAGGUGCCGGAAGCCUGCAGUCUUUCCAAAUCGCUGGUGCAAUGUCUCACCGACGUCAUUGAAGUCUUGUGCUCCAGUCCAGAAGGACUGUUGCACAAUCACUCGUUCUUGCGGUCAAAAGACAAGGAAGGGCCUGCAGCACAAAUACCAAAACUGUGGAACUUCAUGACGCGGUCCAUGACCGUGAUAUUCAAACGCACGCACCUCUGGUCAGAGUACUUUGAAAUUCCAGACAUGACGGUUUGGAUGCGAGAUGCGCUUAUAUUCGGGAGAGAUCUGUUGGCACAGUGGAGAGUACUGGAGGCUGCCGGCGUCACUGCCACGAAUGAAUCAUCCUCAUUAUUGACUGGCAAAAUUCGAAAACUUUCCCGAAUGGGGAAGAACAUGAUGAGCGACCUGCAGCCAGUGCUUACAGAGCUAGCACGGUGGCUGCGGCUCUCUGAUGAAGAACUUCUCCAUCAGUCCUUUGCGCUGCUUCAGACGGUCCUCGAAUGUUUUCGGACAACCGAUGUCCCUCCAUCGGAUGCUUCUCUUGCCAAGCUGAACAAGCAUGUCGAGGAUUUCCGCAAGAAUAAGUCUGGCGCUUCAAAGACAAAACUUGACGCAAGUCGAAUAGCCCAGUUGGAGGACGCACUGGCCUCAUUUGAGGAGGAGGAUGAGGUUGAAGUUGUUUCCGUUCGUCCGCCCCAGGCUCGACCCACCCAACCCCAUAAACCUCCACCACAGAAGGCACAAGCGGCAGCACGAAAGCCAAGUGAUGCCGUUCCCCGGAAACCUGCUGAGAAUGACCAACUCAAGCCCGACGUUAUGAAGGGCGCGUUUCCCAAGUACCAACGGCUAUCAACAAGUACGUCGACGAGCGCCAGUAAACCAACUCUCCCCCCAGCUCCUGCAUCAGAAUAUUCUAGUGAUUCCGAAUCCGAAUCCGAGGCUGAAGGCAUGCAUGGCGGUUUGGUUGCAUUGGGUAAAUUCCAGCGGUCACCAAAAGUCAAGAAGCCUACGGAAAGACGUCAAGUGAAGUUGUUGGACAUUCAAAACCAAGCCAAGAAUGCGACUAUGGAGCGCCUCCACCGUCGAGAAGAUGCUCGUCGUCGGGCGCUGCGUCUGAAGCCAAACACUGCCGGACUGCAUCGGACUCUCCUAUCUUGGAAUUAUGACCACGAUGGUCCUGACCCUCCCACCGUUGGCCAGAAAACGCCAUUGAUUCAUGUUCCCGACACCUUCCAGGACUAUCAGCACUAUCUCCGAGUCUUUGAGCCAUUGCUACUCCUAGAAUGUUGGUCACAAAUUGUUCAAUCCAAAGAAGAGGCACAAGGGGUGUACGACUGUAGAAUCACCUCCAAACAGUUCACCGAUGAUUUUGUGGACCUUGACGCAACUAUUUCGGAGCCUGUCCAGAAAGACUGGCGGCUGGGAGAGACGGAUGUCGUAUUGCUCCGGCAUCCCGAGGGUAAAAAGUCGAUCAUGAUGAAGGUUCAGAGUUUUAGGACCACUCCGCUUGGAUCGCAAAUGUGUCUCCGAUGCUUGAUGCAAUCCGCUAUGGGCGACAUAGGUUUGCAGAUCAACACUGUCUGGAGCCUGAAGAAGGUUUUCAGCUUGAGUACUCUUCACCGGGAGUAUGGCGCUCUUGUGGCAUUGCCCCACUACGAUCUCUUUCAAAUGAUAUUAACCCCGAAACUCUCUGCUAUGCCAACCAUUGAGCAACGCGAGGUACAGCACACCAUGACCGCAUACAAUGUCAACGAGCCACAAGCACGAGCGAUAAUUGGCUCUCUUAAGGUAGAUGGUUUUGUGCUUAUUCAAGGACCUCCCGGAACUGGAAAGACAUCAACUAUCUGUGGUCUCGUCGAAGCCUUUCUUCAAAAGCGUCCACGUGCGGUGACGUCCAUUCAUGUCGGGAAAACCGCAACCUCUUCGGAGCCCGUGAAGAAAAUACUACUCUGCGCACCCAGUAAUGCUGCUAUUAACGAAAUCGCCGGCCGUCUCAAAGAAGGAUACAGAGGCCCUCAACGGAAAGCAAGUUCGCUCAAAGUGGUCCGGGUCGGAACAGAAAAGGCGAUCGAUAUCAGCGUGAAAGAUAUUUCCCUCGACUCCUUGGUGGAACAAAAGCUCAAUGGCCAAACUCCCAACGAUACUUCCAAGGAUGCGCACGGCGAAAUCAACGUGCUACGAGGUGAGAUUGAGAAGGUCAAGCAGGUCAAGCAGCAGAAGUUGGAUGAGCUGGCUUCUGUUCGCGACAACAAUGCCCGGAUGGUGGUUCUAGAGGAAGAAAUCAAGAAACUCAAUUCACGACGGAUGACGCUGACACAGCAGUUUGACCGGUUGAAAGAUAAACAAAAGUCGGAUUAUAGGACGCUCGAUGCUCUACGGAGGCGCGUCAGGACCGAGGUUCUCCAAGAGGCAGAUGUUAUUUGUUGCACUCUGUCAGGUGCAGGGCAUGAAACGCUCGAACAACUUGAUUUCGAAAUGGUCAUCAUCGACGAAGCGGCCCAGUCCAUCGAGUUGAGCUCCCUGAUACCACUUAAGUUUCGUUGUCAAAGAUGCAUCAUGGUCGGUGAUCCGCAACAACUUCCCCCCACAGUUUUGUCUCAGGAGGCUUGCAAGUACCGUUAUAAUCAAUCGCUCUUCGUGCGCCUUCAGAAACACCGCCCGGAUGCCGUUCACCUCCUUAGCAUCCAAUAUCGCAUGCACCCCGAUAUUAGCCGUCUUCCUAGCAGGGUCUUCUACCAGGGCCGACUCUUGGAUGGUCCCGACAUGGAUGUCAAAACAAAGCAGCCGUGGCAUUCGCAUCCUAAAUUUGGUACAUAUAGAUUCUUCAACGUUAACCAGGGACAAGAAGUCUCCACAACCGGGCAUUCUCUAAAGAACACUACGGAGAGCCAAGUUGCCCUCGCCUUAUAUGCACGCUUGUGUAAGGAGUUUUCUGACGUAGACUUUGACUUCCGCGUUGGCAUCGUUUCCAUGUACCGCGGUCAAGUCUUAGAGCUUCAGCGAGCUUUCGAACAACGAUUUGGGAGAGAUAUCAAGGGCAAGGUACACUUCCACACUGUCGAUGGAUUCCAGGGACAAGAAAAGGAUGUUAUCAUCCUUUCUUGUGUUCGUGCUGGUCCCGGGGUGCAAUCUGUUGGUUUCCUGUCGGACGUUCGGAGAAUGAAUGUCGCUAUGACUCGUGCACGUUCAUCUCUCUUCAUUCUGGGCCAUGCGCCUACACUCGAGCGAAGCGACGAGAGCUGGCGCAAAGUUGUACAGGACGCUCGUGAAAGGUCAUUACUUGCAGAGGCGGAUGUUAACUUUUUCACCACCCAAACUAUGAACCCCUCGGUUCGCCGGCCUCCAUCACCACCGAAACCCAAGAAGCAGCCAGCCGCGACUUUGCCACCUAAACCAGAUGAUUUGGUCACUCCUAAGGGCUUUGCUGAGUCUAGUCGUCGACCUCCCCCUUCAAAACCUUCCCAGACGAUUGAGGAGCAACCGUCGAUGAAAGACCCUCCUGCAGACCUGGCUAUUCCUAGGGAUGUCGGACAGAAGCGUCGUUUGGUUGAAGGUGGCGAACCUUCCACCUCUAGAGCACAGGAAGCCAGGACAAUUCAACCACCCCAAAAGCGUUUUAAGAAGGAGAAAGGUAGCAUCUUUAUACCCAAAAAGAACAAGCCUGGGAAGUCAUAGGCGAUCACUUGUUCCGGAUAUCGUUAUUCAAAUAUACGUCGCCCGCACUUAUUACUAGACCACAUUGCAUACAUAUUGAAUAGCACAAUUGUAUAUUAAUCACACCUUCACGGGAGGCAGCUCCCACUGAUCAGGCCCAAACCGCGGUAUAGACAUCAUCACACCCGCAUUGUUUCUCGAAGGUUUGGAAAAAGUGCACAUACUCUGUUUUCCAAGACUCGAUAGCCAUGCAGGAUUUAUGACCGUUAGUCCUUCAUGUUUGUCAGCAUCUAUUAGA